AGGAGUGGAGCAAAAAAAAAAGAAAAAAAAACAUGUUUUAGUCAGCUUAUAGACAGUUGACAGCGCGAAAAAGAUGGAAUAUUCGACUAAUAAUUUUCAAAUUCGGACCCUGGUUAAUAAAAUUCAAGAGGAGCUUCUGGGCGACUUAAUCACCGGGAAGACGAAUAUAAAAGUGAACAAUGAAAAUCUGUCGAGAAACGGUGAAAUAAGUUUUCCACUUAACCUCUUAGCGUGGCGAGAUUAUAUAAAAAAUAAAACGACGUUCGAAAGUUGUUCGAACAUAUUGGAAUAUUAUUUGCAUAAGAAAAAUUGUGAUACAGUCGGAUUGACCUUGCAGAAUAUAAUAAAAAAGGCCACGGAGUCAUUGAUUAUCACGAGUCGCUCGUGGUGCAUCGAUAUUGACAGAUGCUUGAUGCAUAAUGACAGGAUUUGUUUAUUCGUGAACAAAAAAAAAACACUCGAAUUUGCAAUCAAAAAUGCUGUUCGACUUGGCAAAGAUUAUGGCAAGAAAGAGUCAACAGAAAAGACAGUUUGCCUGAAAAUCAAUGAAGACAGAGAUUCGGAUUUAACCACAGGAAGGUUGAAGCUGAUCAAAGAGGCUUCAGAACGAGUUCUGGAGCUCAAAGGUUUCAAAAUUGUUGAAUCGCAAGCAGAUUUUCAAUAUUUACUAACCACAAAGUCUCAAGGUCAGCUCGAAAAUGGUUUUUCUCAUUGCAUUUGCGGAGUAGUUAAAAAUCGAGACACCAAUACCAAAGAAAUACAUCUCUCGUGGAGCGAGUAUGUGAAUGCAAAAAUUGAAGAAUUAACCAGCUUUUCCAGACUCAAAUGUCCUGAUAUGAGCAAAGAAAGUCAUUUGACAAACAUAGCUCAAGCGGUUGUCAUUUUUGAGCUUCUUUCCAUUAAACCUAGUCGACCAGUGUUCAUUGAAAUUGACCACGAUCCUGACCAGAGGAUAUCAAACUCGAAAGGUGGAUCAUUCGUAUUAUACAAUGCGGCUAGAAUCAGUACAAUUUUGCAAAAAUUCAAGGAAGGAGAAAAUCUUAGCGAUUAUCCAUCCUUACCAGAGAUCGACAAAGUGGAUUUCGCUCAAUUGUGUCAAGAGGAUGAAUGGGAACUCGUCUACAAUUUCAUACUGAGAUAUCCAGAAAUAAUUGAAGACAGCAUUCGUAAUGAGGGCACAUUACAAACUUCGCCUCAAGUGAUUUGUCUCUUUUUGUCCCAACUCUGUCAAAAGUUCAGUAUUUAUUAUCGACGAACGCGUAUUUUGACGGAAGGACGCGAUCAUUUGAUACCAACGAUGAUGGCGCGGUUGUAUUUGCUACAUGCAUUACAAAUCGUGAUAAAUAAUUCACUGGCCAUUUUGAAUAUCGUGCCAGUAAACCACAUGUAAUUAAUAUUGUAUCAUAAAAUCGUUUAUUAAAUUUGUUACAGAAUUUCGUUGAAA
Messenger RNA from Venturia canescens, 1444 nucleotides. RefSeq names its product DALR anticodon-binding domain-containing protein 3. The record is from RefSeq and is a predicted model, not a curated record. The transcript is spliced from 5 exons. The coding region runs from base 74 to 1390 and encodes 438 amino acids. Lineage: Eukaryota; Metazoa; Arthropoda; Insecta; Hymenoptera; Ichneumonidae. Gene Ontology annotation, biological process: arginyl-tRNA aminoacylation; tRNA C3-cytosine methylation. Gene Ontology annotation, molecular function: ATP binding; arginine-tRNA ligase activity; tRNA binding.